AUGCGCGCUCUUGGUUUGAUCACGUUCUUGGCUCUGGCUUCUUCUCUUUGCGCGCUCCCGCGGCACUUCAUCCAGGACCUUCCCAAGCGCGCGGCGGGUUCUGAUCUCGAGUUCUCCGGUAACGGAGCAGACGAACCGGUCAGGGGAUCAGUACGAGUGGUUAAAGUGAGUCCACACUUUCUGCGUCAUUCCCCGGGUCUGCUCGGGAAACCCACCCUGAAGCGGACCCCGUUUCCAGCCUUCCUGAACCUGGGUCGCCCCGAACCUUCUGUACACGCGCGCGCACCUGCAGCGUCACUCUCUCACCUGAGCGCAGGCUACACCGGCGUCGACGUCAGGAAGAGACAAGGUCUGGAGAUGUGGCAGAGGGUGAUGCAAAAAAGCGAGCCGAGAAAAGAGAUCCUGUCGCUGCCAUUUAACUCCAAAGAUGCGGAAACGCAGAGCUGUGCGGCGCUGCCUUUCACCCAGCGGAUAACGGAGGAGGGCUGUGAGUCUAUCACCGUUCCCAAUAAGCUGUGUUUCGGUCAGUGCAGCUCCAUGUUUGUGCCUAACGGAGGAUCCAACCUGCGCCGCGGAGGUCCGUCCUGCUCGCGCUGUGGGCCGUCCAGAGCGCGCACCGUGCACGUGCCCAUGCGCUGCGGGUCGCAGGUCCGAGAAAAGCGCGUGAUGCUGGUGGAGGAGUGCAAGUGUGAAACCGGAAGAGAGGAAGAGAAAUCUGAUAACUUGGCCAUGCAUUUAUAA
This is a messenger RNA of Tachysurus vachellii, 741 nucleotides long. It is a transcript of the gene dand5, whose product is annotated as DAN domain family, member 5. NCBI's taxonomy places the organism in Eukaryota, Metazoa, Chordata, Actinopteri, Siluriformes, Bagridae. The coding region runs from base 1 to 741 and encodes 246 amino acids. Gene Ontology annotation, biological process: determination of heart left/right asymmetry. The transcript has 2 exons. The record is from RefSeq and is a predicted model, not a curated record.